Beta vulgaris subsp. vulgaris (sugar beet) is the source of this 4738-nucleotide messenger RNA. RefSeq names its product probable phosphoribosylformylglycinamidine synthase, chloroplastic/mitochondrial. The coding region runs from base 215 to 4453 and encodes 1412 amino acids. The transcript is spliced from 4 exons. The record is from RefSeq and is a predicted model, not a curated record. Gene Ontology annotation, biological process: 'de novo' IMP biosynthetic process. Gene Ontology annotation, molecular function: phosphoribosylformylglycinamidine synthase activity. NCBI's taxonomy places the organism in Eukaryota, Viridiplantae, Streptophyta, Magnoliopsida, Caryophyllales, Amaranthaceae.
ACCUUCCUAAAACCCAAAAACACUUCUUAGUCUACUAAUACAAGACACUAAGUAUACAACCCAGCGCCGUUCUCACGCGUGCCUUCUUCCUUCCUCUUCAGUCUUCAAUCCUCAGUCCACCCCUUUUUCUCUCUCUCUCAAUUCUCAAACACUAGUACAGUAGUACAGUACAGCCCACGCACGGACGGCGCACCAGGCUGACACACAGUAAGUUAUGGCCGCUCAUUCUGAUUUUAUGGGUUCCAAACUACUCAACACAGAAUUUAAGGGUUAUGGACAACGUAAACUAUUUCUGUCUCGAAAUUCAGUUAGUACUCUUCGGAGGCAUUUAAGUCACGGGGUAGUUCGAUGUGUUACUCGGUUACCGAAUUUGGACACUGUUAGUGUUGGGUUGAGAUGUGCAGGGGUCGGAAAGCUGAGAGCUGUUGUUUCAGGAGAUGUGGGUGUUGGAUUGGAUGAAGAGUUAUCGCGUUCGUUGGACAAGGUUACUCAUUUCUUCCGUGUUCCGUUUAUUCAAGAUAGUGCAGCUGAUGAGCUUCUGAGGUCAAUUCAGACGAAGAUAUCGAAUGAGAUUGUGGGUUUAAGAACUGAGCAAUGUUACAAUAUUGGGCUGGAUGCUGAGGUUUCUAGCGAAAAACUUUUGGUGCUUAAGUGGCUUCUGGGUGAGACUUAUGAACCUGAAAAGUUAGGGACUGAGAGCUUUAUAGAUAAGGAGACAAGGGAAGGUUGCACUGCUGUAGUUGUUGAGGUGGGACCUAGAUUAUCUUUUACAACAGCAUGGUCAACUAAUGCUGUAUCUAUUUGUCGAUCAUGCGGUGUAACAGAAGUGAAUCGUCUGGAGCGUUCCAGGCGGUAUAUGUUAUUUUCUAAGAGUCCUUUGCAGGAGCAGCAGAUUGAUGACUUUGCUUCCAUGGUUCAUGAUCGAAUGACUGAAUGUGUGUAUACUCAAAGACUUAUGAGCUUCAAGACGAGUUUGGUUCCGGAGGAAGUUCAAUACGUGCCAGUGAUGGAAAAGGGUAGGAAGGCCCUUGAAGAAAUCAAUGAGAGAAUGGGUUUGGCAUUUGAUGAGCAAGAUCUUCAGUAUUAUACAUGGCUUUUCAAGGAAGACAUUAAGCGGAACCCAAGUAAUGUUGAAUUAUUUGAUAUUGCACAAUCUAAUAGUGAACACAGCAGGCAUUGGUUUUUCACUGGUAAACUAGUUAUAGAUGGAAAACCUGUUGAAAAGACCCUUAUGCAAAUUGUGAAGAGUACUUUGAAAGCAAACCCAAGCAAUUCAGUGAUUGGGUUCAAGGAUAAUUCUAGUGCCAUAAGAGGGUUUCUUGUGAAACAAUUGCGGCCUCUUCUGCCAGGUUUGACCUGUCCACUUGACCUGCAGCUGCGUGAUCUUGACAUUUUAUUUACUGCUGAGACGCAUAAUUUCCCAUGUGCUGUGGCACCUUACCCUGGAGCAGAAACAGGUGCUGGUGGUAGGAUUAGGGACACACAUGCAACAGGAAGAGGGUCUCUUGUUGUCGCUUCUACGGCUGGUUAUUGUGUUGGAAACCUGAAUAUGGAAGGUUCUUAUGCUCCCUGGGAAGAUCAAUCAUUUGCAUAUCCAUCAAACUUGGCUUCACCUUUGCGGAUUCUCGUUGAUGCUAGCAAUGGUGCUUCAGAUUAUGGGAACAAAUUUGGGGAACCCUUGAUUCAGGGUUACACUAGGACCUUUGGUAUGAGGCUUCCGAAUGGAGAGAGAAGGGAAUGGUUGAAACCCAUAAUGUUCAGUGCUGGAAUAGGACAGAUUGAUCACAUCCAUAUAACAAAGGGAGAGCCUGAAAUUGGCAUGCUCGUUGUUAAGAUUGGUGGCCCUGCGUAUCGCAUUGGAAUGGGAGGAGGUGCUGCUUCUAGUAUGGUGAGUGGCCAGAAUGAUGCUGAACUUGACUUUAAUGCUGUACAGAGAGGAGAUGCUGAGAUGGCACAGAAACUGUAUCGUGUUGUUCGUGCAUGUGUUGAAAUGGGUGACAAAAACCCUAUUAUCAGCAUCCAUGAUCAAGGGGCUGGUGGUAAUUGCAAUGUUGUGAAGGAGAUAAUAUAUCCAAAGGGUGCUCAAAUUGAUAUCAGGGCUGUAGUGGUUGGUGAUCACACAAUGUCUAUAUUGGAGAUAUGGGGUGCAGAGUAUCAGGAGCAAGAUGCCAUAUUGGUGAAGGCUGAGAGUCGUAGCAUGCUGCAAUCAAUAUGUGAUAGAGAGAGGCUAUCAAUGGCUGUGCUUGGAAAUAUUGAUGGUGAAGGUCGAGUUGUUUUGGUUGAUAGUGCUGCUAUUGAAAAAAGCCGUCUUGAUGGAACUCCUCCACCCCCUCCUGCUGUUGAUCUUGAGCUUGAGAAAGUGCUUGGUGAUAUGCCCCAAAAAACCUUUGAGUUCCAGCGUGUGACUCAUCCUCAAGAGCCUCUUGAUAUUGCUCCAGGAACAACAGUGAUGGACUCCUUAAAGAGGGUGUUAAGACUCCCGUCUGUGUGUUCAAAACGCUUCCUGACCACAAAGGUGGAUAGGUGUGUCACUGGCCUUGUGGCGCAGCAACAAACAGUGGGCCCCUUGCAGAUUACUCUUGCUGAUGUUGCAGUCAUUGCUCAGAGUUACACCAACUUCACUGGAGGUGCAUGUGCUAUUGGCGAGCAGCCUAUCAAGGGUUUGUUAGAUCCUAAAGCUAUGGCAAGAUUAGCUAUUGGUGAAGCGCUCACAAAUCUCAUCUGGGCAAAAAUUACAUCUCUUUCUGAUGUUAAAGCCAGUGGCAACUGGAUGUACGCUGCCAAGCUUGAUGGGGAAGGUGCAGACAUGUAUGAUGCUGCUUCAGCCCUUUCUGAGGUCAUGAUUGAACUUGGCAUUGCUAUAGAUGGGGGGAAGGACAGUCUUUCUAUGGCUGCAAAUGCAGGCGGUGAGGUCGUCAAAGCUCCUGGAAAUCUUGUAAUCAGCGCCUAUGUUACUACUCCCGACAUCACUAAAACAGUUACUCCAGAUCUGAAGCUCAGAGAUGAUGGAGUUUUGAUUCAUGUUGAUUUAGCCAAGGGAAAGCGUCGUCUCGGGGGUUCUGCUCUUGCCCAGGCUUUUGAUCAAAUUGGGAGUGAAUCUCCUGAUAUUGAUGAUGUCUCCUACUUUAAGAGAGCAUUCAAUGCAGUUCAGGAGCUUAUUGCAGAUGAUCUCAUUUCUGCUGGUCACGAUAUCAGUGAUGGUGGCUUACUUGUAAGCAUCUUGGAAAUGGCUUUUGCAGGCAAUUGUGGGCUUUCCUUAGAACUAAAAUCUGAAGGCCAUAAUCUAUUUGAGACUCUUUUUGCUGAAGAGCUAGGUUUGGUUCUCGAAGUUGACAAGAAGACGUUGGAAUCAGUAAUCGGAAAAUUGGGCAGCGCUGGCAUCUCGUCGGAGAUCAUUGGACGAGUCACUACAGAAAAAAAUAUUGAUUUGAAGGUUGAUGGAGUCACUCAUUUGAAUGAAGAUAUGGCUUAUUUGAGGGAUAUAUGGGAAGAAACCAGUUUUAACCUAGAGAAAUUUCAGAGGUUGGCUUCUUGUGUAGAUUCAGAGAAAGAAGGUUUAAAGCACAGACAAGAACCUUCUUGGUCAUUGUCCUUCACCCCUGCUUUUACAGAUGAUAAAUACAUGCUUGCAACCGCUAAACCCAAGGUGGCCAUCAUCCGGGAAGAAGGUAGCAAUGGUGAUAGAGAAAUGUCUGCAGCAUUCUAUGCUGCUGGUUUUGAGCCGUGGGAUGUUGCAAUGUCAGACCUGCUCAGUGGGGCCAUCUCAUUGAAAGAGUUUCGUGGGAUUGCAUUUGUUGGAGGCUUUAGUUAUGCUGAUGUUCUUGACUCGGCAAAGGGUUGGUCAGCUUCAAUAAGAUUCAACCAGCCUCUUCUAGAUCAAUUUCAAGAAUUUUACCAGAGACCCGAUACUUUCAGUCUUGGAGUUUGUAACGGAUGCCAGCUAAUGGCUUUACUUGGCUGGAUCCCGGGGCCCAAAGUUGGUGGUGUGCACAGUAUUGGUGGUGACACUGCACAACCCAGGUUCAUCCACAAUGAAUCAGGAAGAUUUGAAUGCCGUUUCACAGGCGUGACAAUUGAAGAUUCUCCCGCUAUAAUGUUUAAAGGUAUGGAAGGUAGCACACUUGGUGUUUGGGCUGCUCAUGGUGAAGGAAGGGCCUAUUUCCCAGAUACUGAUGUUCUUAACAGUGUUCUGGGUUCUGAUUUAGCCCCUUUGAAGUACUGUGAUGACAAUGGGAAACCAACAGAGACCUACCCAUUUAACCUGAAUGGCUCGCCUCUUGGGAUAGCAGCCAUAUGCUCCCCUGAUGGAAGACACUUAGCUAUGAUGCCUCACCCCGAGCGUUGCUUCCUAAUGUGGCAAUAUCCAUGGUACCCGAAGAAUUGGGGUGUCGACAAGAAGGGACCAAGCCCAUGGUUGCGCUUGUUCCAAAAUGCCAGGGAGUGGUGUUCUUGAUUGACAAUUUUGGCUGUUAUCAUAGGUUUUUGAAGCUAGACUGAUGUGUAUCUGAGGCCUAAUAGCAGUACGAGGAUGCUGCUAAUGUUUCGUUGUCAUUAAUGCGAGUCAUGGGGUUAUUGACUUAUUGUACUUGUGGGUGUUUCACCCCAAAUAAUUUCAGAGGCAUUUUCUCCCAAGACAUUGGUGUUUGGUCUGAUUGUGAUAUCUAACUGCAAAGUUGAAGCAUGUAUACAAGGAUUUAUCAUCAGAUACGCAAUUCUAGAUACAACAGUGUUUCCAGAA